GUUCACCGCAAGCUACGAACGUCGCUCAGCCUUUUCUAGCCGUGACCGUGUGCCGAGAAGUACGACGGCCAGCUCUCCUAGUCCAGGAAUGGAUCCGAAAAGUAUGAAGGAAGAUCUACGGCUCUAUCAGAGCACUCUGCUCCAGGACGGCCUGAAGGAGCUCCUGAAUGAGAACAAAUUUGUGGACUGCACCCUCAAAGUGGGUGACCGGAGCUUGCCCUGCCACAGGCUCAUCAUGGCUGCCUGUAGCCCUUACUUCCGUGAGGUCUUCUUCUCUGAAGAUGGCAAGGAAAUCAAGGGUACCAAUGAAGUGGUUCUUGAGAACGUGGACCCAAAUGUCAUGGACAUGAUUGUAAAGUACCUCUAUUCCGCAGAAAUCGACCUGACAGAUGAGAACGUGCAGGAAAUUUUUGCUUUGGCAAACCGUUUCCAAAUCCCCUCCGUGUUCACUGUGUGUGUAAACUACUUGCAACGGAAGCUUUCUGUCGGAAACUGCCUGGCUAUAUUCCGAUUGGGGCUGGUUCUCAGUUGCCCUCGUUUGGCUGUGGCCGCCCGAGACUACAUUGCGGACCGCUUUGAGAUCCUUUCCCAAGAGGAGGACUUCCUCCAGCUUGAGCCACAUGAGCUCUUUGCCAUUAUUGGCGGGGAUUCGCUGAAUGUUGAGAAAGAGGAGUUGGUGUUUGAGUCCCUGAUGAACUGGGUCAGGACCGACAAGGAAAAGCGGGUGAAGAACCUAAACGACGCCUUUGACUGUAUCCGCUUCCGCCUGCUGUCUGAGAAGUACUUCAAGGAGAAGGUAGAGAAGGAUGACAUAAUCAAGGCAGACCCAGAACUGUUAAAGAAAAUCAAGGUCAUCAAAGAUGCUUUUGUUGGGAAGUUGCCUGCGAAGGAGAAGAAGAAAGGAGAAUCUAGUGCAGCGGUAGUAAAUGGGGAAGCAGGAGAGGAUGAAAUGUUGCCAGGUUACCUUAACGACGUCCGAAGGCAUGGCAUGUACGCCAAGGAUUUGAUCGUGCUGAUCAAUGACACCGCUGCGGUGGCCUACGACGCCAGUGAUAAUGAAUGCUUUCUGGCUGCCAUGGCAGAGCAGAUCCCGAGAAACCAUGUCAGUCUGACCUCAAAGAAGAACCAUCUCUACAUCCUGGGAGGUUUGUUUGUGGACGAGGAGAAUAAAGAGAUGCCUCUGCAAUGCUACUUCUAUCAGCUGGACAGUCUUGCCUCUGAUUGGAUCGCCCUGCCGCCAAUGCCAUCGCCGAGGUGCCUGUUCGGAAUGGGACAGUACGGAAACCUGAUCUUCGCAGUGGCUGGAAAAGACCUCCAGACCAACGAGUCCCUUGACUCGGUGAUGUGCUAUGACACUGAAAAAAUGAAGUGGACCGAGACGAAAAAGCUGCCUCUCCGGAUCCACGGACAUGCCGUGGUGUCCCAGAAUGGGCUCUUAUACUGCAUCGGUGGAAAGACAGAUGACAACAAAGCCAUCAACAAGAUGUUCGCAUAUAAUCACAAGCAAUCGGAGUGGAGAGAGCUGGCCGCCAUGAAAACUCCUAGGGCGAUGUUUGGGGCCGUUAUUCACAAUGGAAAGAUUGUGGUGGCCGGAGGCGUCAACGAAGACGGUCUCACCGCCACGUCCGAGGUCUACGACUUUGGAACCAACAAGUGGAUCCCCUUCACGGAGUUCCCCCAGGAGAGGAGCUCCGUCAACCUCGUCAGUAGUGGAGGUUCCCUGUAUGCUGUUGGAGGUUUCGCCAUGAUUCAGAUGGAGAACAAAGAGUGUGCCCCCACUGAGGUCACAGACAUCUGGCAGUACGAGGAGGACAAGAAGCAGUGGAGCGGGAUGCUGAGGGAGCUGCGCUAUGCCUCCGGGUCAUCCUGCGUCUCCAUGCGCCUCAACCCGGCCAAGAUGCCCAAGCUCUGAUUGGCAGCACCAGCACCUGCUCCUGCAGCCUCUCAUUACUGAUAGUUUGUCUUUCUGAAGUGGAAAUAUCCUAACAACUAUGACAGAUCAUUCGACAGGUUUAUGAAAGGGAAGGAAAGUCAAUUUUAACAAAGUUAUCACCUGGAAUGUCUCCAUAGUUAGCAUCUAUGUGCCUAAAAAAAAUCGAGGCCAAUGUUGAACUUUCAGUUUCACCUAGAUUGUAUUUAUGUACUUUUUUUGGUAAACUAUUUAUAAAGUGUAUCUAAACUGCCCGAGUGGAGUAAUAGAUCAAA
Messenger RNA from Paramormyrops kingsleyae, 2205 nucleotides. Its product is annotated as kelch-like protein 41b. Gene Ontology annotation, molecular function: protein binding. NCBI's taxonomy places the organism in Eukaryota, Metazoa, Chordata, Actinopteri, Osteoglossiformes, Mormyridae. The record is from RefSeq and is a predicted model, not a curated record.